AUGGAAUCGGGCCAAGCGAAUGCCAAUGAUUGGGUAGCUGAAGCUGUCAAGGAUGUUAACAUGUUGGGCAGAAGCUCGUCGGCCGGGAUGUCACCGGUCUCCGGUGGAUUGCAUAGCGACUCGGAAACAGCCAUCACUUUGCUUCCAAUCUUGCAGGCUCAACGUGAAAGAUUCAGGCAACGUAACCAAGAAUUAGAGGCGCAAAAUCUGGAACAGCAGCAGCAGAUGGCGAUACUGCACAGUGAGGUCGAACGCCUUCGCACCGAUAAUGUGGCCCUUUACGAGAAAGUUCGCUUCCUCCAAAGCUAUUCCGGUCAGCGUGCUACCAAGAAUACCGGUAUUGGAAUAAGUUCCGAAACAGAGGAACUCUACGAACGCCAAUACGAGGACCGUCUGGAUCCGUUUGCCUCGUUCUCUCGUAGAGAACGUCAACGUAAAUUGGCUCAACUGGGCCCAUUUGAGCGCAUCACUUACUCGAUGGGACAAAUGAUCCUAUCAAGUCGCGCAGCUCGCACUGCUGGUGUCAUCUACUUUUCCGUUCUACAUCUGCUCGUCUUUCUCGUCCUCUACCGUCUGGCCUAUACGGAAACCUGCCACAGAGAUAUGGCUGCCGAGUGUGCUCAAAAGUAUGAUGAUCAUAUGCUAGAAGCGCAUGGUUUACACAACUGA
Daphnia magna is the source of this 669-nucleotide messenger RNA. Its product is annotated as protein CASP-like. The transcript is spliced from 6 exons. The record is from RefSeq and is a predicted model, not a curated record. NCBI's taxonomy places the organism in Eukaryota, Metazoa, Arthropoda, Branchiopoda, Diplostraca, Daphniidae. Gene Ontology annotation, biological process: intra-Golgi vesicle-mediated transport. Bases 1 to 669 code for a protein of 222 amino acids. Gene Ontology annotation, cellular component: Golgi membrane.